GGGGCAGCCCGGCAACCGGGGUAAUCAAACCAGCUUCAUCAUGUGACAGUUUCUUGCGUUUGUUUGUGAAUUUGACAUAAACCUGUACACUUUACUAGUCAGCGACAGUAACUUGGUGGCAGACGUAAAAGACCAUGAUCUGCUUCAGUGACUCCAGCAGUGACCCGGAUGAAGAGCUGCCGGUCAUUGACUUCCUCCAGAGGAAAGACCGGAGUCAACCGGUGAAGGAGCCGGUCAUUGUGGAUCUGGAGGAGUCAGAUGUAGAAGAUGUCCCUGCUGCAGACAGAGUCCAGGGAAGUGGUGGUCCUGGUAGAGCUGACGUGAUGAUGGUGAGCAGUGACUCUGAUGAUGAUACUCCUUAUGUCCCACUGGCACUGAGACUCAAACAGAGACAGGGGAAUGUGAUUAGUGCCCCCUCUGCUGUCAGCAGUGGGACGGAUGCCCAGAAGAAUCUGUCAAACUGUUCACAGAACACUUUUCCAGAACCAGAACUUUUACCAAGCUGCACUCAGUUGAGAAGUGGGAUCUGUGGAGCAUCCCUUGGCUCAGAGGAGGGCCAGGAUGAAGCUCAUCCAGGGCUGUCAUCAAAACCUUUCUGCAGCGCAGGCAGUGAUGACAACUCCCCUGCCAAGAAGAGACAUGCCAGGCGGACAGCAGAGGAGGUCCAGGCCUCCAGGGAGGAGGCAAUGAGGAGGAGACAGGCCCGGGAGCAGAAGCAGAGGGACAGGGAGGCACUGAAGCUGGAGCAGGAGAAACAGAAAGCUGAAAGGAAAGCUUUAGCAGAGGCUGCCAAAGCCAUGAGGCCAGAAGAAUGCAUCAAGCAUAUGGUGGUGGCUGUGGAUCCAGCUCUUCUGCAGCUAGAGGGAGGGGGCGCUCUGCUGUCCACUCUGCAGGAUCUGGGCUGCAGCUGUGCCAUAGAAAAACAAACAGUUCCUCGCAGUGUCGGCUGGUUGAGGAGGACGACGUGUACAGCACAGCCUGGUGAAGGUGUUUGUGAAGCAGAGCCUCAGGUGGUGAUGCAGAUGACGGUGGAGGAUUUCUGCUCACUGAUCCACAGCUCCGUCCAGCAGGAACGGUCGUCCAGACCAGAGUCCAGUCCCAGUCUGACGUCCUGGGUUGAAGACCAGCAGAAGAGAAACCCUGGAAAGAUCCUCAGUCUGGUGAUCAUUGACGUGGAGACGUACUUCAGAUCCCAGAAAAUACCGAACCAGAAAAAGUCUCGUGGAAAGACCGAGAGGAAAGGCAAGAGCAGCAGCUCCGAGACCCUUCCUGAGGUUUCACGGGUGGAGGUGGAGGAGGCACUGGUGCACCUGCAGCUUCACACCGGUGUCUCUGUACGAUUCCUGUCCACCUGGAAGGACUUUGCCGAUCACAUCGCCAUGACGACGAAAGCUGUGGCUGAAGCUCCGUUCAAGAGACAGCGAGCUGAGACUGUCUUCUCCUUCCACCUGGACACUGAGUGGUGUGGGGGUCAGCGGGUGGAGCGGUCAGGUCAGGGUCUGCUGCAGGUGUGGAGGAGACAGGUGCAGCAGCUGAACAGAGUCAGUGCAGACGUGGCCUCUGCUGUUGUAGCUGCUUAUCCUUCACCACAGCUGCUUAACAAGGCCUACAGUCGCUGUCAGUCGGAGCGGGAGAAGAUGCUGCUGCUCUCUGACCUGCUGAUCCGCCGAGGUGAAGGUCUGACCUCCACCACCAGGAAGGUGGGCCCAGAACUUUCCAAACGCCUCUAUCUUGUCAUGAACUCCUGUGACCCCGAGCAGUCUCUGGAGGCCACGUGACCUCUGACCUAACCUUUAUCAUGUAUCAUGUCAGAACUUUAGUGUUGUUGGUUCGAUUCUCUUCUUUUAUCAUGUUGAUAAAAUCAGUCAUUUCAUUUUCUACUUUAUUUGUAUCUUCUUCUCACAUCGGUUAGAUUCCAGACCCCAGGGUCCUGGACCAGAACCAGGAUGUGGGUCAGUUGGUCCUGGGUCACAGCGGGAAAAUAAAUAACAUUUUUAUUUGAUCAAUUAUCACUGUGGAGUCUUUUCAAAGUAAAAGUCUUGGUAGAGCUUCUAUAAAAGGUCACAGAGGUCACAGGAGAGCAGCCUUUAGUUUUAUCACCACAGCUGGUUGUCCGUCACCUGACGAACCCUCUCUGUUGACUGUUACGGUCACUUUGACCUUUGUGACCUUUAGACCUGAUUUAACAUCAGUCCGAUGGUUUCAUUUUCCACCUUUGGUGACUGGUCCCUGAGACCACAGUCUGACAUGGAGCUGGACUGUGGAGCAAAACGUUGUGACCUCUGAUCUUGACCUUUGUGAACUACACUUCCAGUCUGGUAAUAAAAACAGACACACUGGUCAGAUACUAAAAGUUCAAGUGUGAAGAACACCUGUGUAGCUUCAUUCAAUCUAUGUCACAGUGCCAUCUAGUGGUGACAAGAGAUUGUUGUAUAAGGUUUCUUUGGAUAAGCAAUUUUGUGUGACACGAUGAUACUAUUUACAUUCCAAAGUUAGCACCAGGAAUAUCAUUUUUUCUUCACCAUCUGCAUGUCAUGUACAUGUGUUUGGGUCAAAGGUCAUCAAAGAUGACAAUGAGCAGAAGAAAACAGGUGUAAAUGUCAACUCUGAUAACCACACACACACACACAUAUCCACCCACCCUGCUGAAGGAGUGUUUUCAUCAGAUGUUCACUGUGAGGUACUGGAGUGUGGGGUACUUAGAGGCCACAUUUACCCUGAUGUCACUGUAUCUGCACCAUUAAUGAGACGUGGUAUCAUUACAGCAGGAAAACAGCUGUCAUGAACCCACUGUGACCGCUGUAAACCUCUAAUGGAUGCAUUAAAAACUUGGAGUAUAAUUCAGUAAAGAGAUAAAAAUAAUCAGACUUUAUUAAAAGUAUUCGUCUGGUGUCACUUCAGAGGAUAUUCCCACUGGAGCGACUGUGAACCUCUCACUACGUUUUCAUGAAUUAAUAAUCUGAUGAAGUCUGCUUCACUUAGACAAACAAAGAUGUUCCAGUCAGUGACCAGAGUGUGGAGCAGCUGCUGGACUGGAGCUGAGGUCACAACCUUUUUACGCCUGUGACACACAGUACUCUCACUGGAAAUGAUGUUGAAACAAGUCUAAAGGUCUCAACUCAGUGACCAGCACCUGGGUUUGUCAGGUGACAAUUAGCUGAGGAGAUUGAACUGUUUUAAAAUCACUGAUUUUCUCUGUGGACUUUGGUCUGAACUAAAAUCACUGAUUUUCUCUGUGGACUUUGAGAGAUGAAGAAUAUAACAAAGUAAACAACUUAAAUCUGGAAAAAGUUCUUAGUGUUACAAUCUUCUAAUGGACACUGUAAGCAGAACUGGGCUCUCAUCUUUUGUGUACCAGUCAGACUCAUCUGCCCUACCCCUUGUGGCCAGCAGGUGGGU
Molecule: messenger RNA, 3399 nt
Organism: Cynoglossus semilaevis (tongue sole)
Lineage: Eukaryota; Metazoa; Chordata; Actinopteri; Pleuronectiformes; Cynoglossidae
Gene: eme1
Product: essential meiotic structure-specific endonuclease 1
Exons: 9
Coding region: 135-1778 (547 amino acids)
Biological process (GO): mitotic intra-S DNA damage checkpoint signaling; replication fork processing; resolution of meiotic recombination intermediates
Cellular component (GO): nucleus; Holliday junction resolvase complex
Molecular function (GO): crossover junction DNA endonuclease activity; DNA binding
Source: RefSeq, a predicted model, not a curated record